AAUAAUUGUAUUUUAAUAGGAAUUGAGAACCGCUUUCGACAAAGAGAACCCACGGCUGUCACUGUCAGCUGCAGUGGUGGCCGGCGUUAACGGCGGUACCGCUGAUCACGCCUAUGACUUCCCGGCUAUGGCUGCUUCACUCGAUUACAUAAGUGUGAUGACCUAUGACGAGGCGGGCACGUGGGAGGGCAAGACUGGCCAUCACUCCAAGUUCUCGUUCUGCAAAUCCGGGUCCGAGUACUACGUCAACAAAGGUAUACCCAAAGAGAAAGUACUAAUGGGGGUCCCAUUCUAUGGACACACAUUCAAAUUGGCCGAUAAAAACAAGCACUAUAUCGGGGCUCCCAUUGCCGGUGAGGGCCGUACACCCCAUGGCGAGGGCGACAACGCUUUCUACAGUGAAAUGUGUGAUUUGAUUAAGAAUAAGGGUUGGGCUAAGGAGGACCCGGAUCAGGGACACGACCCCAUCUCUUACCACGAGCUAACGUGGGUGGGCUAUGACGACCCCUACGCCGCCUAUGAGUGA
This is a messenger RNA of Medioppia subpectinata, 526 nucleotides long. The record is from the annotation of a GenBank genome assembly. NCBI's taxonomy places the organism in Eukaryota, Metazoa, Arthropoda, Arachnida, Sarcoptiformes, Oppiidae.